ACCCCACGCUCAGGAAAGCGCUCUGGGACCCCCAGAUGGGGCCGCUUUCCUGUCCCCCCCGGCCCAGCGCCCGCUCCCCACUGGUCAGCCUCCGGCACGGUCUUCUCCGCCGCUCCUUGGCGAAGGAUGUCUCCGUCCAAACCGGUCUCUGAGGAGUGGUCCCAAACGCUGGGGGCUCGGCUGCGUCCCCCGUGCCUGGCCCAGCACCCCUCUGCCCGUUUGCUGCCCGGUGGACCCCCGAGGGCCGCGGGCCACGUGGCUGACCAUCGCGCACCCACAGGCCGAGGAUGCUUCGUUGGAAGGCGGCGGCCGUGGCGUCGGUGCUGUGUAGCUCCAUGCUGUCCCUCUGGAUGUGCCGGGACGGCCUGUUCCUCGGCCACCGCCUGGGCCCCGCGCUGGCCCCCCUGCGCCGGCCGCCCCGCACCCUGGACGCCCGCAUCGCGCGCCUGGCCCAGUAUCGCGCGCUGCUGCAGGGAGCCCCGGACGCCGUGGAGCUGCGCCAGCUGACGCCCUGGGCCGCGCGCCCGUCGGGGCCGCGCCGUCGGGCCGGGGCGGGGGCGGGGCCGCGGCGGCGGCGCGCGCGCGCGCGGGCGGGCGCGCGGCCGUGCGGGCUGCGCGAGCUCGAGGUGCGCGUGAGCGAGCUGGGCCUGGGCUACGCCUCGGAGGAGACGGUCCUGUUCCGCUACUGCGCAGGCGCGUGCGACGCGGCCGCGCGCCUCUACGACCUGGGCCUGCGGCGCCUGCGCCAGCGGCGGCGCGUGCGCGGGCGCGAGCGCGUGCGCGCGCAGCCCUGCUGCCGCCCGACGGCCUACGAGGACGACGUGUCCUUCCUGGACGUGCACAGCCGCUACCACACGGUGCGCCAGCUGUCGGCGCGCGAGUGCGCCUGCGUGUGA
Sorex fumeus (smoky shrew) is the source of this 896-nucleotide messenger RNA. RefSeq names its product neurturin (gene NRTN). Gene Ontology annotation, molecular function: growth factor activity; glial cell-derived neurotrophic factor receptor binding; receptor tyrosine kinase binding. The coding region runs from base 288 to 896 and encodes 202 amino acids. The record is from RefSeq and is a predicted model, not a curated record. NCBI's taxonomy places the organism in Eukaryota, Metazoa, Chordata, Mammalia, Eulipotyphla, Soricidae. The transcript is spliced from 2 exons.